UUCUUCCCUUCCUCCGAGUAAAGAUGGCGACGGCGCAGCUAACGGACGAUGAGCUUUUCUCUGAGUUAAAGAGCUUUGGAUUCACUCCAGGCCCGGUCUCCGAGAAUACGAGACCGGUUUAUUUGAAAAAACUAAAGAAACUACGCGAGGAACAACAACAGAAAGGAGGAACCAGAGCGGGGAAAAACCGAAACAGCGGCACUAUCAUCAACAACAACAACAACAGCAGUAGCAGUAGUAGCAGUAGUAGCGGUGGUAACGGCAGCUACACGGCGGCGGGAGCUUCGGGAUGCGGAGCCAGGCCAGCUAGCCGUGACGUCACGCCCCGGAGCCCCGGUGGUCGACCGGUCCUGAACGAAAAGCGAACCGGUGGAGCUGGGAAGUUCGUAUUGGGUUUUAGUUCGGACGAAUCGGACGCCGAGGACCCGAGGAAAAAACGAGGAGCGAACCACGGCGGUAGGAGAGACCGAGGUUCCGCGUAUCAACAACAACAGAUCAGGCCUACAACGGGAACUGCUACCGCCACUCGGAAGAGCCUGGGAGUCGCUGUGAGUACCAGCAGUAACAACUCCUCUCCCGCCGGGCUGCUGGAGGGGAGGAGAAGCGGACCCGGUUCUCUCGGUUGGGAGGACCGGGGAAAAUCGAGCCUCGAGGUCUCGCGGGCCGCGGAAGUGAAGGGUUACGACGAAGAGCCCGAAGAAGACGACGAUUUUCAAGGGGAGACGGAGAGAGACAGUCGGUCUCUGAACGGGAACAGGGCGUCUUACUCACUGAGCGCCAGUAGUAAGAAAGUCGGUGAUUACUCAGAUUCGGAGGAAGAGGAAGAAGGGGGGAUAACAUCUGGGCAGGACCGUCAACGAGACCGGCGCUUACAGCAACACUACUCCAGACGGAGUCACUCCUCCAAGCCGUCUCCCUACAGAAGUGCCCCGGGGUCAGAGAACGGACAGGAAACGACUGGCGGCAUGGCAAUCAGGCCAAACGACACGCCUGGCGCUAGUAGGAGUCGACUAGACAUGAUGGGAGGCCGGGGGGAGGAGGAAGAGGAGGAGGAAGAGGGAAAGAAACGAGGCCCCGGCGAAUCGUCCCUGAGCGGGAGCUUGCUGCGACGCCAUUGCCCCAGGGGGACCAUCUACGUGUCGGCUGUGAUGGGGAAGAGCGACCGCGGCAACCCCGGGGAAAGCAGCGGCAACAAUUCCCCGUCCUCCGCCUACAACAAAAACCACAUCGACAGCGGGGAUGGCGCCACCAGCAGCAGCCGAUUCAGCAUCGGCCUGAGACCGCGUUUCUCCAACUACAACAGUCUAUCCGCUACUUACCGACCCAACCAUUCAAAUCAUAGCGGUCCCAACCAUGCCUACAGCCAGUCGAGUCUCAAGCAGAAGCACACGGUACCGGAGGAUGAGCUGCUCCAGCAAUUCAAGCGGGAGGAGGUGGGGUCGUCCACCGGUGGUUGGGGGUUCAGUGCCCACUACCUGUCCAUGUUCCUGCUCAUGGCCGCCUGCCUGUUCUUCCUCCUGCUCGGCCUCAUGUAUCUCCGGAUGAGGGGGUCUGGAGCCUCUGAGGUCGAUGUUGUCGUUAAGAACCACCCGUUUGGCAGCGAGUUUGACAGUUCUUAUGACAAGACGGAGAAGGACACCAUUCUGAAACUCCUCCUCAACCUUCACGACCACCUGGCUCAUAUUGCUGGCCAACAUGACUGUACCGCCCCGGAGCAGCAGCAGGCCAACAGGAGCCUGUCUCUGAAGGAAGCCUCUGACUAUCUCCUGCAGCAGAAUGAACAGUACCGUUUCUGGGUUCUCCUCGCUCUGGAGUGGAUCAUACGGACAGGGGAGGACGUUGGCAUACGGCUGAUCGGGGAUAACCCAGAGGAGGCAGUAGCGGACGUGAGUGAGGUGACUCGUCUGGAGUCGACCCACCCCAAGAUGUCCUUCUCCUGUCGCUUCAGAAGAGCCUUUUUUACAGUCAUCCACAGGGUGCUGCUCAUCCUAACAGUGAUUGGUCUGGUGUGGGGUGUAUUCUACUAUAUGAAGUAUCGUUGGAGGAGAGAGGAAGAGGAGACCAGGCAGAUGUAUGACAUGGUGGAGAGAAUCAUCGGUGUUCUGAAGAUCCACAACGCAUCGUGUCAGGAAAACAAUGACCUCCAGCCCUACCUGCCCAUUCCUCAUGUCAGAGACUCCCUGGUCCAACCCCAGGACAGAAAGAAGCUGAAGAAGGUUUGGGACCGGGCUGUGACCUUCCUCUCAGCCAAUGAGAGCCGUAUCAGGACAGAGUCUCAGCGGAUUGGCGGAGCCGACUUCCUGGUGUGGAGGUGGCUCCAGCCCUCUCUGAGCUGCGACCAGAUCUCACUCAUCCCCUCCAAAGUCUGGCAGGGCAAAGCGUUCCCUCUGGACAGGAGGAACUCCCCUCCCAACAGUUUAACACCGUGUCUGAAGAUCAGAAACAUGUUUGAUCCAGUCAUGGAGGUUGGUGAAAACUGGCAUCUGGCCAUCCACGAGGCCAUCUUGGAGAAGUGUUGUGACAACGACGGCAUCGUCCACAUCGCUGUCGACAAGAACUCCAGAGAGGGCUGUGUCUAUGUGAAGUGUCUGUCAGCAGAACACUCAGGGAAAGCCUUCAAGGCGCUACAUGGCUCCUGGUUCGAUGGUAAGCUGGUGACGGUGAAGUACCUGCGUCUGGACCGUUACCACCAGCGUUUCCCUCAGGCCCAGGGCUGUACCACCUCCCUGAAGCCCUCGAACACCUACAUGAACACCAUGUCCAGACUACGUCACCAUACCAGCCCUGACACUAACUCUCUAGGCUUCUCCUGAGGGGGGGGGGGAUUACCCCAGCCUCCCCUCUCCCUCAACCCCACCACACCAGCCCUGACACGAACUCUCUAGGCUUCUCCUGAGGGGGGGGGAUUACCCCAGCCUCCCCUCUCCCUCAACCCCACCACACCAGCCCUGACACGAACUCUCUAGGCUUCUCCUGAGGGGGAGGGGGGGUAGAUUACCCCAGCCUCCUCUCUCCCUCAACCCCACCACACGAACUCUCUAGGCUUCUCCUGGGGGGGGGGGGAUUACCCCAGCCUCCCCUCUCCCUCUCCCUCAACCCCACCACACGAACUCUCUAGGCUUCUCCUGAGGGGGGGGGGGGGUAGAUUACCCCAGCCUCCUCUCUCCCUGAACCCCACAGAUACCACCACACCAGCCCUGACAGCUCCUUCUUACCCCUGUGUAACGGUCUCACCUCAACACAAGCCCCCUUUCCUUCAGUCUCCCCUUAACAAGCCUGGAGGUGAUGGCAGCUGGGUGAACCGUCUGUCUCUCAGGGCUGGGUUGAACCGUCUGUCUCAACUCACAGGGCUGGGUUGAACCGUCUGUCUCAACUCACAGGGCUGGGUUGAACCGUCUGUCUCACAGGGCUGGGUGGAACCGUCUGUCUCAACUCACAGGGCUGGGUGGAACCGUCUGUCUCACAGGGCUGGGUUGAACCGUCUGUCUCACAGGGCUGGGUUGAACCGUCUGUCUCACAGGGCUGGGUUGAACCGUCUGUCUCAACUCACAGGGCUGGGUUGAACCGUCUGUCUCAACUCACAGGGCUGGGUUGAACCGUCUGUCUCAACUCACAGGGCUGGGUUGAACCGUCUGUCUCAACUCACAGGGCUGGGUUGAACCGUCUGUCUCAACUCACAGGGCUGGGUUGAACCGUCUGUCUCAACUCACAGGGCUGGGUUGAACCGUCUGUCUCAACUCACAGGGCUGGGUUGAACCGUCUGUCUCACAGGGCUGGGUUGAACCGUCUGUC
Messenger RNA from Oncorhynchus gorbuscha (pink salmon), 3792 nucleotides. Its product is annotated as inner nuclear membrane protein Man1-like. Gene Ontology annotation, cellular component: nuclear inner membrane. Gene Ontology annotation, biological process: nuclear envelope organization; negative regulation of BMP signaling pathway. The transcript is spliced from 11 exons. Gene Ontology annotation, molecular function: chromatin DNA binding. NCBI's taxonomy places the organism in Eukaryota, Metazoa, Chordata, Actinopteri, Salmoniformes, Salmonidae. The coding region runs from base 24 to 2813 and encodes 929 amino acids. The record is from RefSeq and is a predicted model, not a curated record.